AUGACAAGACUUUUGAGUUUUGAAAUUGUUCAAGUAGUUUUGAAACUUAAAACUGCAAUUCACAGAAAAGCAAUUACUUUUAAUGAUUCAAAUCUAGGUAAUUUUCUGAGAGCUUUGUGGAAUACCCAACAGCUAACUUUAACGCUUUUGACGGAACUGAGAACCGAAAGCUGUCGAAUAUUUCAUAAAAAUAUUUUACAACCGUGA
Molecule: messenger RNA, 207 nt
Organism: Clunio marinus
Lineage: Eukaryota; Metazoa; Arthropoda; Insecta; Diptera; Chironomidae
Source: the annotation of a GenBank genome assembly